Cloeon dipterum is the source of this 1460-nucleotide messenger RNA. Its product is annotated as myosin-G heavy chain-like. Bases 259 to 1167 code for a protein of 302 amino acids. NCBI's taxonomy places the organism in Eukaryota, Metazoa, Arthropoda, Insecta, Ephemeroptera, Baetidae. The record is from RefSeq and is a predicted model, not a curated record. The transcript is spliced from 3 exons.
ACAGUAGUGCUGCACGGUCAAACGCCAGGGACGCUCUAGACCUUCAGAUGGCAUCCUUGAAAAUUGGAACAGCCCUGGCCUAAAUCGGCAAAAACUGGAAAGCGCAUUGCAGAAGCAUAACAGUCUGUCUAUUGCAGCGCAACGAACAGUCCACAGUCGUAGAGAAAGGAACGAUUUUUAAUUUUUAAAUCUGAAAAGAGAGCACGACCUGUUGACGAACACACACAAGAUGCUUUUAUCGGGGUGAUCCUAUCAAAUAUGAAUACAAAAAUCUUCGUUCUGUACGCGUUGGUGCUUCAAAUCGAGGAUGCGUGUCUGCAGGAAGAAUAUCCGACGGUGGUCGAUCCCAACUCCGAAGUGGAAGUGUUCUCCGCGUCAUUAGCGAAAAAACUGAGCCGCCGACGCAGCAGGAGCAGCAGCAGCAGCACGCCACAGAGUGAGAGCACCACCACCGCCGACACCCCUUCUACUCCCGAAUCUCCUUCUUUCCCAAAGUGGAGCGACGGCGAGUCGCACGCUGGCCAGCAGCGUGCCGUCGUCUACUUGGGCCAAAGACAAAAAAGACCCGGCAGGCAGAGGGCAAACAAUAGAAAUAAUAAUGGAAUUUUUGCCCAAUCAGGAGUGAAUAAUAACCUGGUUCCCACCAAUCGCUCUUUGGUUCCUGCACAACGAAAGAAUAAUAGGAAUAACCAGAGAAGACGCCAACAAAAUAGGUUGGGCAUUGUCGUUGGAAAUCGGCGCAACAACAACCGGCAGAGGGUGCAGGUGCUUCGGCCGGCGAGACGACGCAACAACAUCAACAGGCGCAAGAAUAUUAAUAACAAUAAUAGGAAAAACAACAAGAAAAAGGUGGGAGUGUUCGGCGCCGGCCGGCAGAAGGUGUCAAAGUCGGGAAAAGUGCCAGUAGUGGCCGAUGUGGAGCCCAUGGACCCCACCUUCUCGUUCAACGUGCCCGCCAACGGGCAAAACAUUCCGUCCAGCACCACGAAUCCCCCUCCCACGGUGCCUGAAAUCACGAACCCUGUGCCGACGACGACCCUUUGGCCUCCGCCGGUGGUGAUGCCCGAGCAGCAGGAGACCACCACGAAGCAGCCCCCACCCCCGCCGCCCCUGCAGUCCGAAUUCGACGAGGAGGCGACGACCACGAGGCAGUUUCUAGCUUAUUAGAAAUAGAGCUAAUAAGUUGCCUCUUACUGCCAUGACGUCAUGAUGAUGCGAAAUUGAGUUGUGAAAUCCCGCAGCUCAUUUAUUUUGCAAAAGUCAAGCGCUGAAUCCCUUUGGUUUACGUGCUAUGCAACCCGCGCGGCGUCAAAGUUGAGCGGGUUGCGCAACUAACAUAUUAUAUCAGCUCAUUUAUCAUGCAAGCGGCAUCUCACCCGUAACUAUUCUUUGUAAAUAUGUAUAUAAAUUGCUUUUGUACUCAAUGAUGAUGGACUAACACUUGUUACGGUUAAUAAAGA